AUGGCAUCCUCAGGACUAGGCUCGAUCUCGCAUCCAGCCUCUUCACAAGGUGGUGGAACUCUGCGGCAAGACGCUGGCGCGCUCGCACGGCAGGUUAAUCGCCUACUGAAUCGCCAGCUUUCGUCUGUAUGCCAGGUCAACGGCGUUAAGAGCACUGGAAUCAAGGCGGAGCUGCAGGGCCGCAUACAUAAUCUCAUCCAAGAGGCCGUCAACGCCAACGACCCUCUUCGUCUUCAGCAAAUUCGCCAAAGCGUGCAUAAUACUAUUUCGAAUCCGCUUGUCAGCUCUUCGCCUUCUCGAACGACUCUCGCGCACUCGCAUAGCCAUGCUCCCUCUGCACCAUUCAGCUUGUCCAGCAUGUCAUUCCCCAAUACCCACAGUAGCCUGUCUAAUGGUCAGCGCUUUGGCGGGUCGCAAACAGUAACAGUUACUUUCAAGUCGAGCCCGUUUUACCAGAUCGAGGCGACUGUUGGUGACGUGAAGGUUUGCGAUGUCAUGUCGCAGCACCGUAACACGGUAUCCUACCCCAUCAGAGUCGAAGACCAUCCUUAUCUACAGAAGUGUGUCGACAAUCCUUCGUACCGAGUGAUGAUCUUUUGCGCCGGAGAGAGCUUAGGGACGCAAGAAGUCGCGUUCCCCCAUCAGUCGGAGCUCAAGGUUAAUGGUGGUGAGAUCAAGGCCAAUUUGCGCGGCUUGAAGAACAAACCUGGUUCUACUAGACCGGUUGACAUCACUAAAGCGCUCAGGCUCCGUCCAAAGUACACCAACAACAUUGAUUUUACAUAUGCGUUGACGUCCAAGGCAGGUCCCAGUCAAGUCAUGAUAUCACAUUUCAGGUCUAACAAUGUGCAGAAAUUCUACCUUGUGGUCAACAUCUGCAAGAUCACUUCUGUUGAAGAGCUUGCAGGUCGCAUAGCUGCUGGCAAGAGAAUAUCGAUCGAGUCUGUGAAGCAAGAACUCAAUGCCAAAGCACAGGAUCCCGAUGUGGUAGCAACUUCCCAAGUUCUAUCUCUCAAAUGUCCGUUGUCAUACAUGCGCUUAACGCUUCCGUGUCGUGGCUUUACGUGCACACAUCUACAAUGCUUUGAUGCUACGUCGUAUCUUCAACUGCAAGAGCAGGGCCCGCAAUGGCAGUGCCCCAUAUGCUAUAAAUCUGCUACUUUUGAUCAGUUGGCAGUUGAUUGUUAUGUGAAGGAUAUCCUUGCAAAGACAUCCAAGAGCCAAGAAACCGUGACAAUCGAGCCUAACGGCGACUGGCAUACCAAGAGCUCUGAAGACAGCAGUCAGGGGCAGACGAACGGCAACGCUUCACAUCAAGGCACUUACGACGAUGAUGAUGACGACGACGACCUAGUAAUAUCAGAAGUUAAUCCCAUCAGCCAUCGUCGUGUGGAAACGCCCAAGAACGGCACCCCGAGUAUCAAUACACCUGGAACUGCAGGUCGAGACAGUUCAUCUGCUGGUCCUCGAGGAAUAGCAUCUACCAGUGCCAAACGGCCGGCGGCCGCCAUCAUCGACUUGACCCUCUCGGAUGAUGAUGAUGAUGAUGAUGACGAGCCAGCUCCCCCCACCAAGAGGCAGAACACUUCAACGAAUGGAUUUUCGGGAUCGAACGGUCUAUCUGGUUCCUCUCCAGUGUCCCCUGACGGUUUCGGGUAUCUGUAG
Molecule: messenger RNA, 1665 nt
Organism: Fusarium venenatum
Lineage: Eukaryota; Fungi; Ascomycota; Sordariomycetes; Hypocreales; Nectriaceae
Product: PINIT domain-containing protein
Biological process (GO): protein sumoylation
Cellular component (GO): chromatin
Molecular function (GO): SUMO ligase activity; zinc ion binding
Source: RefSeq, a predicted model, not a curated record